CGAGCUCUCGAGAUGGAUAAAUGGAAGGGAAAAGUUGCUGUUGUUACAGGCGCAUCAGCUGGAAUUGGUUCUGAAAUUGUCAAAGAUUUUGCCAAAAAUGGAAUUGUUGUUGUUGCUUUGGCAAGACGUGCUUCAAGAAUUGAGGAAAAUGUGAAAGAUUUUCCAGCUGAAUAUGGAAAAGUUCAUGCUCGUUCAUGUGAUGUUACAAGUCUUGAGUCAAUAAAAGAAACAUUUGCCUGGAUAGAGGAACAGUUGGGAUCUGUAAAUAUUUUAGUGAAUAAUGCUGGCAUUGGAAGGAAAGCCACAAUACUAACAGAAAAUUCGGAAGUUGAUAAGCAGUUUGCUGAUAUAAUAAAUACAAAUUUUACUGGAUUAGUUCAUGUCACACGACAUGCAUAUCUGCUGAUGAAGAAGUCUGAUGAUUAUUCGAUGAUAAUUAAUAUUAAUUCUGUUGCUGGUCAUAAAGUUCCUUUCUUUAGUGAUGGUCAACAGUCGAAUGUUUAUCAUGGAACUAAGCAUGCAAUCACAGCAACAACUGAAAUUUUGAGGCAGGAAUUGAUUGCAUUGAAAAAUGACAAAAUUCGUGUGUCAAGCCUUAGUCCAGGUGUUGUUCAAACAGACUUUUUCACAACAGGAAAAUUCCUGCCUGAAGACGUUCGUAUGAAGGAUCAUGCACCAGCUUUAGAUCCAUCGGACAUCUCAAAUGUAAUAACGUAUUUACUGCAAUUGCCAUAUCAUGUCAAUAUUACUGAAGUCACUGUAAGGCCAGUAUUGGAAGCCUUUUAAAUUCAUUAAUAUCUUUUGUGCAUGUUACAUGGCUUGCUGGAAGUACUUCGGC
Molecule: messenger RNA, 838 nt
Organism: Chironomus riparius
Lineage: Eukaryota; Metazoa; Arthropoda; Insecta; Diptera; Chironomidae
Source: the annotation of a GenBank genome assembly